Meira miltonrushii is the source of this 4056-nucleotide messenger RNA. RefSeq names its product DNA mismatch repair protein Msh6. The coding region runs from base 80 to 3949 and encodes 1289 amino acids. Gene Ontology annotation, biological process: mismatch repair. The record is from RefSeq and is a predicted model, not a curated record. Gene Ontology annotation, cellular component: MutSalpha complex; nucleus. Gene Ontology annotation, molecular function: ATP-dependent DNA damage sensor activity; mismatched DNA binding; ATP binding. The transcript has a single exon. Lineage: Eukaryota; Fungi; Basidiomycota; Exobasidiomycetes; Exobasidiales; Brachybasidiaceae.
CUCCUUCUUUUCUUGUGUGUUAUAUAUUCUUCUAUCUAUUAUCAUCCCCCUUCAUAUCACCUCAUAUGAUAGAUCAAUCAUGCCUCCUUCUUCUUCAAUGAAUGGUCGUUCGUCCAAUUCAUCUUCACAACCUAAACAAUCAACCUUGUUCGGUUUCUUUGGAAAGCCAAAUGCAGGUCCAGCCCCACCUUCACAACGAUCUGUUCAACAAAAUACUCCUGGCAGCAAAUCAAUCGCAAUAAAAAGUGCAUCUAGCAAUGGUAAAGCUCCAAAUGUACCAACACCACCACAAAGUGUGCAAAAGAGCAACGGUUAUCCUUUGCAAAAUUCAUCUUCUUCCAAUACGAUGAAUAGGAAUGGUGGCGCACAUUCAUCUUCUCCUUUACGUGAACGUAGCGAAGGAAGAAUCUCAAAUGCGGCAAAUCAAGGCUCUACCAAAUCUUCAUCAAUGCUCGAAAUGACACCACCGUCAUCUUCGCCGCCAAUCACAACUCUCCCUGCUAUAGAUGAUGAUGAGGAUGAAGAAAUGGUCACGCGUGUUCCCCGCCGUAAGGCAGCUAUCAAACGUCAAGUCAAUUACGCAGAAUCAGACGAUGAGUUUGGACUUGGCGGUGGACAGGAUGAUGAUGACGAAAAGGAUCAAUAUAAACCAGAAAAUGAUCGUCCGGCAAAGAAAUCCAGAGUGCAGGAUAGUGAUGAUGAAUUUGAUGAUUUCAUUGAUCUAGAUGAAGCAGAGUUGGAAAAGCUAGAGAGCAAUGCUCUCAAAAGCAAGCAAAAGAAACAACCCGCAGCAACUCAGCAUGCUCGCCCCUCUGCGAAACCGUCAACUUCAUUUGCCUCAAUGACCUCAUCAGCGCCUGUACGCCGUCCGAUGGCAGGUUCAUCUUCUGCUGCAAGCUUGAAGCCAAAUCAGAGCAAAGCACAGUCACCUACUGAAGAGCCAUACGAAUUUUUGACAAAUCCAAAGGAUAAGGAUGGAAACCCGCCCAAUCAUCCAGAUCACGACAAAAGGACGCUGCAUAUACCCAAAGCAACUUACGAUACACUCACUCCGUUUGAGAAACAAUUUUGGGAUAUCAAAAAGUGCAAUAAUGAUACUGUACUCUUUUUCCAAAAGGGUAAAUUUUAUGAGCUAUACGAGGAUGAUGCCGUCAUUGCACAUCGCGAAUUUGGCUUAAAGAUGACGGACCGAGUCAGGAUGAAGAUGGCAGGUGUGCCUGAAUCUAGUUUCGACGCCUUUGCCAACAGAUUCUUAGCACUUGGCUACAAAGUCGGACGUGUGGAUCAAGCGGAAACAGCAGUUGCAAUGGCUAUGCGCAAAAGUGGAACAAUGGUCGGCAAAGGUCCUGCCACUGCCGGCGGCAAUGACAACAAAAUUGUUCGUCGAGAAUUAAAGCAUAUUUAUACGAACGGAACAAUUGUGGAUGCAAAUUGCUUACCCGAUGAAAUGAGUAGCUAUUGCGUCAGUAUCAAGGAGGUCAUUUUUGAUCCGAAACAAAAUGGUCCUGCCGGUGAUAAAGACGAUGAUAGUUUAUCUCUUGUGCCUAUCUUUGGAGUUUGUUUCUUGGACGCCAGUACCGCCGAAUUCAAGAUGAGACAUUUCGAGGAUGAUGUUUCGCGUACCAAGUUGGAAACCUUGCUCCGUUCUUCUCGAAUCAAGGAAGUUCUUCAUGAAAAAGGAGGCAUUUCUCGACGUACUUUACGUAUUCUGAAGAACACUGUUGCACACGAUUGUAACAUCACCAUGCUCAAGCCUCACGACGAAUUCUUGGAUGCAGAACAAACGCUUCGAAAGCUCAAUCUGGUAUAUAACCCCAUUUACCAAAAUGACGAGCACGCAUCAAAGAAGUCGUUGGAUUCAGUUGAGCCUGUGGAUGUCUCGAUUCUUCCCGAAGCCAUUCAGCAAGUGUUGGAUACGCCAGAAGCACUGAGUGCCUUGGGAGCAAUGCUGGCCUAUCUGACUCAAUUGAAUUUGGAAAAGGAUAUCUGCGCCAGCAGAAAGUUUGACAUUUUUGAUCCAGCAAUUAAUCAAACUUCUAUGCUUCUGGACGCUCAAUCUCUCACUCAUCUUAAUGUUUUGGUCAAUGAACAAGGCGAUACGCAAGGAACACUGUUGAAUCUUGUCAAUCGAGCAGUCACGCCUUUUGGCAAGAGAUUGAUGCGCAUCUGGCUGUUGACACCUUUGGCGCAAAUUUAUGCAAUCACUUCCCGUCAAGAAGCCGUAGAGGCAUUGCUUGGUGAUUCUUCUUUCCGUGAGGAUUUUGACAUCUUUGCUAAAUCUUUGCCAGAUAUCGAGCGUAUCAUGCCACGCAUUUAUGCAGGCAAUUGCAAAUCUGCGGAUUUCAAUCGUGUUCUCAAAUCUCUUGCCCGAUUUGAUGAAAAUAUCACCUUGUUCAAAGAGCGGGCUGGUGCGUUUGGUACAGAUGUUGUUCAAGCAUUGUUAGCCAGUAUUCCUCCUGUAUCAGAGUAUGCGCAGGAUAUUUUAUCGAAAUGUCAAAAGGGCGAAAAUUUCGAGCCAAAGCCAGGUCAUCAUGACUCAUACGAUCAAGCAUGCGACAACUUGGACGAAGUGGAACGCUCGCUUGCGGCAGAGCUUGUUGAAGCAGCUAAAGUAUUGAAAUUAUCAAAGGACCGUGUCAAAUUCAAAGACAUUGGCACAAACGAGAUCAGGCAAGUUGAAGUACCAAUCAAAGUGAAAGUGCCGGACACAUGGUCAUUGGUUUCGCAAACACAAAGCGUGAAGCGAUAUUACCCUCCAAAAGUACGUCAACUUGUCAAACAGCUCAAAGAAGGAAGGGAGACAAAACUGGUCGCAUUUAAAGAUUUCCAAGCAAGUUUGUUCGAACAAUUCCAGAAAAAUGGAGAUCAAUUCUUGCAAGCCGUGAAAGGGAUCGCGGAAAUGGAUUGCUUGGUAAGCUUAGCCAAAGCAUCCUAUGCAAUGGGAGAACCAUCUUGUCGUCCGGAAUUCGUGGAAAGCGAUACAGCAGUUGUCGAUUUCGAAGAAUUACGCCAUCCAUGUAUGGCCAGCACCUCCACGACAGAAUUCAUUGCCAAUGAUAUUGCUCUGGGAGGAGUUCAACGUCUUUCGGAUCGUGAUGAUCGUGAUGAUGACGAAGGACCUGCACGAGUUACAAUUCUCACUGGUGGUAACAUGGCCGGUAAGAGUACUACUGCUCGUACUACAGCAACUGCCGUUAUUUUGGCGCAAUUGGGUUGUCGAGUCCCAGCAUCUAGAGCUCGUUUGAGUCCUAUCGAUCGUAUUGCAUCUCGUAUGGGCGCAAAUGAUCAACUCUUCCGUAACAAUUCAACUUUCAUGGUUGAAAUGCUGGAAGCUUCGCGUAUUUUAAAGGAUUGCACACCUCGUUCGCUGGUCAUCAUGGACGAAUUGGGACGUGGAACAUCUACCUUUGAUGGUCAAGCAAUCGCAUAUGCUGUUUUGCAUCAUUUGAUUGGACGAACUCGCUGCUUGUGCUUCUUCUUGACGCAUUAUACUUCUUUGGCACACGAAUUCGAAGGUCGCUAUGGUGUUGCAAAUAAACACAUGCAAGUUUUGGUCGACAGUGAAAUACGCGAAGUGGUAUUCACGUAUAAACUUGUUGAUGGCAUUGCUGAAUCUUCGUACGGUACUGAAGUUGCCGCUUUGGCUGGUGUUCCAAUGGAGAUCUGCGAUCGAGCAACCAAGAUUUCCCGCGAAUUUGCAGCUACCACCAAAGAAGCCGAAAAGGAGCGUAUGCGAAAGAUGGGCGAUGCAUUAUCGGUGGCCACUUUGAGUGAUUUCGCAUUGAUUUUCAAAGCAGGAUCGGGAAAAGAAGUCAAUCAAGACAGUCAAAAGAAGAAAGAGAGCUUCAAUGUGGACGAGCAAGCAUUGAAUUUUAUGAGAAAGCAAAUUGCCACCGUUAUGGCAAAUCGCAGUAAUGGAGUGGAAAAUGGAGUUAGCAUAAGUGCGUAAACGUUUUGGUCGCGGUUUUGCUUUCAUAUACCUUUCUAUCGCUUGUGUUACCUUUUCAAUCACAGAGAUAUCUUUUAGCACACAUUAUCAUGAGUAAUGACAUUGAC